AUGUCAGUUCAUUUAGGGUACGUGUGUGAAUCGAACUAUCUGCAAAAUGUUGCAAAGAAAAGAGCCAGCAAAUCAUUGUUCCGAAAACAGACUCUUACUAAUCGGAUGAAACCGUUGCAUAUGGACGGAAGACAAGGUGCUGUGCCCCCCCAACCACUGUCCAAAACAAAUGCGCUGGAAAAUUAUGAGUCCCAAGUUACUGGGUAUCCAGCAAAAAUAGCCUGUAAUUUUGCUGCUUCAAGCACCGAAAGUGUUCAGGUGGCUCUUAAACAAGAGCUGGAUGAUACGGAUAGUGGUAACGUAAUGAACCGUUCGGUACUUUCAAAUCCGGCUUGGUAUAGGGACGAUGAGGGUCGAACCGGAUAUAAGCCGAAAACUUGGCAUCACAACGGAAGGGAACAACGUAGCCAGGUAAAAAAACUGAAGCACGAAAAAAAUGAAGGAGUUGCUGGAAAUUUGGGAUCGCUUGAUUUGGAUAACAGAGGGAUCAGCGAAGCUCGAUUAGAGACAAUAGGUAUAAACGUUGUUGAAGAGAGCGGGGAAAAGGGAGCUAUUUUUGCCUCAAAAUGCGAAAGCGAACCCAAGGCAGAGUACAGGAAAGAAGGGUAUUUAAGGGGAUUUGUUAACGACUUUGCUGGAACAUGGCAGAAGUUAAGCAGCAACAUAUCUACAGAGAAUAACUCAUCAUCGAGCGAUUUAAGUCAGGUCUCUCUUCACUCACAUAAGAGUGUAACUUUUUCGUCACAGGUUGAGAUAAACGAAAUAGAGGAUACUGAAGAGGACGAUAAUAAAGCUAUGUGUCACUCAACAUGUGGGAAAAGUAGAGAACCAUGUUCAUCUUGCUGCUUGAGCAAGAAACGUGAGACCACGGAAAACCAUAAUAAACGUAGGGUUGAAAAGUGGAAAACAUCCAAAAGCAGCAGUGGAGACAGAAAGGAGAUUAGCUGCGCGUCGUUUUUGCUAAACUCUACCUGCUCGGACAGCAUAAUCGUAGAAAAGGAGUCAUUGGAUGAUUACUGUUUUCAAAGUAACUCAAACACAUUGGAGGAACGAAGCAACCCUUCGUUUGUUUCCAGCUCUGAAUAUUCCGACCCUCCUUACGGGAUCAACUACAAGAAUUACGAGGGCAUGUACGACGAGUAUGCUCAUCCUGAAGUUCAUAGUCGAACUAGAAGAGAUAAUCAAGCCUGCUCUAAUGCGGAAGAAGGUUUUCCACAGUAUUUAACCAUCGAUUUCAAAAGGUCGCUGGAAAGCCUUGUACAACUUCUGCCAAGUUUGCCAAGAUCCGCAAGCGGUUAUUUCGAGGAACAUCACAAAGAUUUUCCCACUACUUCCGCAUCAAAAUGCGGAGGUUUUCUUGCAAGUUAUUUGGAGAACUUCAAUGAUGUUAUGCAGAGAUCAUAUUAUGAAAACGUACCUUCAUCCACUUCAUUAGCUGAUGAUUCUAGCUCUAAGAGUUGUCGGUUGUCUAACGCAACUCUGAAACUUAGUGAAAAUAUGUCAGAAUCUGAAUUUAAAUUGCUGGAAAGUCAAAUAAGUCAUGUAACUGAGGGCUUUCAAAUUCAACCAUACAGCCCAUCGAUGCAAUUUCAGUUGCCAGUUUACAGAAUGCAGUCCUUAUCUCGACGGCAGCAACCGUUUUCUGACGAAUAUCUUUUGGGGUUGAGGCUAGGGAGAUUGAGCAAUGAAAGCAUUGCGUCAUCAAGGGAAUCUCUUAUGAGCCUGACGACUUCAGAAGCUGAGAGAAUUGUGAAACGCAAUUUUAACUACUGA
Enterobius vermicularis (human pinworm) is the source of this 1773-nucleotide messenger RNA. The record is from the annotation of a GenBank genome assembly. NCBI's taxonomy places the organism in Eukaryota, Metazoa, Nematoda, Chromadorea, Rhabditida, Oxyuridae.